GAUGUACCAAAAUGAGCACCGGAGGACAACCGACCAAUAACAACAACACUAACAAGAAAAAGUUCAAGGUGAUCUGGAUUCUUGUUAUUUUUUUGGUCGCUGCCACGUCUCUCUCUAGAUUGCAGUCAUGGCAGAUACUGAAGCAAGUAAAGCACCUGAGCAGGCAUCUGAGGAGGUGAAGAAGCCUGUAGAAGAGACAAAAGCAGAAGGAAAGGAAACAUCCACAGCAUCACCAGAGGAGAAAAAAACAGAAGAAUGCGAAGGUGCGUAUGGAGGAGCCAGGAUCCGAAACCCAGCAGAGAGUGAUGAAGAGGAAGAUGAUGACGAUUUUGAUGAUGAUGAUUUUGAUGAUGAGGAUGAGGAUACCGAGGAGGAGGAGGACAAAGAAGGCUUCAUGAACAUGCUACAGAAUUUCCUCAUGUCGAAGCUGCAUCUCGGAAGCCAGGAAGAGGUGCCAAAGGUUUUGGAAGAAGUGACUGUGGAAGGUGUUGUGAACUACAUCAAAAGUGGCAAAUGCAAGAACAUCAUCACCAUGGCCGGCGCGGGGAUAUCAACAUCAGCAGGUAUCCCUGACUUCCGGACUCCUGGCACAGGGCUCUACAGCAAUCUGGAGAAAUACAAUCUUCCCUUCCCAGAAGCCAUCUUCGAUAUUGAAUACUUCCGCAACAACCCCAAGCCCUUCUUUGUCCUGGCAAAGGAGCUUUAUCCAGGGUCCUUUGCCCCCACCCCGUCCCACUGGUUCAUCCGAUUGCUCCACGACAAAGGCUUGCUUCUAAGGCAUUACACCCAGAAUAUUGAUACCCUGGAGCACGUAGCUGGACUUCCUGCUGACAAAGUAGUAGAGGCACAUGGCACGUUCAGGACCUCCCACUGUCUCAACUGCCGGAAGGAGUACAGUCAGGAGUGGGUCAAAGAGGAAAUCUUCAAGGACAACAUUCCAACAUGCACUGAAUGUAGCGGUCUUGUGAAGCCUGACAUCAUCUUUUUCCGAGAGAGUCUUCCUGUUCGGUUCUUCCAGCUCAUGCAGUCAGACUUCCCUAAAUGUGACCUGCUGAUUAUCCUUGGAACUUCCUUAACUGUUCAGCCAUUUGCAUCUCUUGUUGACAAUGUUCCUGCCAUGUGUCCACGUCUCCUUAUCAACCGGGAAAAAGCAGGGACAGUGGAUCCAAUGAUGGCAAUGUUGCAAGGCAUGUUUGGCAGUGCAGGACUCGCUCUUGAUUCACCCAACAAUAUUCGAGAUGUUGCUCUGCUUGGUGACUGUGAUGAAGGCUGUGUGAAAAUGGCAGAGUACUUAGGAUGGAAGGAUGACAUGCAAGCCUUAUUAGAGUCUACAAAGAAAUAAAAGAAAAAAACAUCACAAAGUGUCAUAGAAUAGUUCAGGAGUUACAUGUUUCCAAGAGGAACUUCACAUCUAAGUUGUAUAGUCAUCUGAAAUUAUUCAUUAAGUCAUGAAGAGUUGUUGAAGAAGGUUACAUCAGCUGAUUAACUCACAUGUGAUAUAUAUUUUUAGACAACCAUUUUGUAUGGGCAUUAUUCAAGGCAUUUUAAUUGUUUGCUACUUAUUGUAACCCCCAAAAAAGUAAGGUAAUGGUGCUGAGAGUGACAAGGGUGUGGUUGUUACGCUGAAGUUUGUAAGCGGCUGAGUAGUUUAAUUUAUUGCACGUAUUGAGUUUCGUGUGUUAAAACUUCUGCAUAACA
Molecule: messenger RNA, 1698 nt
Organism: Penaeus monodon (black tiger shrimp)
Lineage: Eukaryota; Metazoa; Arthropoda; Malacostraca; Decapoda; Penaeidae
Product: NAD-dependent protein deacetylase sirtuin-2-like
Exons: 9
Coding region: 128-1342 (404 amino acids)
Molecular function (GO): NAD+ binding
Source: RefSeq, a predicted model, not a curated record